UGGUUAACUGUGACAUUGAAAUAUGCAGUACCCAAGCAACCUCGUUAUUAUCAGAGGUCAUCGUAAUUUUUCUGGUUAGUCGAAAGUCAUUAUUGGACUUACCUGCUCUUUAGUGCUUAUUUUGUGGUUGACUACUUUGGCAGAAAUACAACUUUGUAAAGUAAACGGGACGGACAGAUGGACAGACGGACAGACGAACAGACAGACAGACGGAAACGGGAAACCUAUUUCUUCGUACUGUAGGGGUCAUGAAAGGUUGAGAAAAUGUAAAAGUGGAGAGUCAGUCGACGGAGUCGAUUACGAUACUUCCUUUGCUUACGCUCAAGAAGUAAAAUUGUAAACGACCAAGUUCAGAAUCGAACACACUACCGCACGCCGUACCGCUUCGCCGCAGGUCUCGUUGGUUCCGAUUUAGCCACUGCGCCACGUGGACUUCUGUCCGGGAUUGAAAUGUUGGUUAUUACCCUAUUAAUGGUAUAUAUUUCCUACGUCACACAUAUUUUGCCAUAUCCAGAGGCCAACCCGCUGGUGUACACAAGAUAUGGACCUAUCAUAGGUUUAACGCAAUUUUCAAGAAAUAAAAGAGAAUAUAUGUCAUUUCGAGGUAUACCUUACGCAAAACCGCCCUUAGGAAACUUAAGAUUUAAGGCACCAGAACCAGUUGAACCAUGGACUUUUGCUAUUAAUGCAACAAGAGAUGCACCAUAUUGUAUACAAAAAAAUUAUUUCUUUGCUAACCCCCGCGUGGAAGGAAGUGAAGAUUGUUUGUACUUAAAUAUUUAUAUUCCAAAAACUGAGAAUAACCAUUUACUGCCAGUCAUGAUUUUUAUCCAUUGGGGAGGAUUUUUCGCUGGUCGUGGAUCAAGUGACACAAUAGGCCCAGAAUAUAUUAUGGACAAAGACGUUAUUUUAGUAACAUUUAAUUACCGUUUAGGAGUCUUCGGUUUUUUCUCAACUUUAGACGAUGCCGCUCCCGGAAAUUUUGGACUAAAAGAUCAAACAAUGGCUUUGAAAUUUGUUUAUGAGAACAUUGAAUGUUUUGGAGGAGAUAAAAAUCGAAUAACAUUAUCUGGACAAAGCGCAGGAAGUGGUAGUGUCAGCCUUCACUUAAUAAGUCCCCUAUCUAAAGGUUUAUUUCAACAGGCAAUUAGCCAAAGUGGUGCUGCUUUAAAUUUAUGGGCCAAACCAAUAAAUGCCCUGCAGCCAAAUAUAACGGCCGCACUUGCUGUAUUUACAGGUUGUACUAAUUAUUUAGGCAAUAAUAUUAAACUUGUUAACUGCCUUAGAGAAGUUGAAGCAACUGCACUUGCAGAAACUGCAGAUAAAUUUAAGUAUUUCUCAAUUGAACCUCUUACUCCAUAUACUAUUGUUACCGAAAUCACAUCAGAUUCUAAUCCUAAUCCAUUUCUUACUAAAGACCCAUUAGAAUAUUUACAAGCAGGGGAAUUCAUGAAAAUCCCAUGGAUAAUUGGCACUACACAAGAUGAAGGAAUUCUUCGUGUUUCCCAAUUAACAAGGCAGCCAGAAAUUUUAAAAACACUGAAUGCUAAUUUCAGCAGUCUAAUACCUCAAAUUCUGGGUCUUCAACUGAGCGUUGGAUUAAAUACAAGUCAGCUUUAUCAGAAUAUCAUUAAUUUUUAUUUAGGAGGCGACGCAUUCGUAGAUGUUUCUAACCCAAGGAGCAUCCAAGGUUUUAUAGACCUGUAUUCGGACAGAGCAUUUAUUUAUGGGAUUUAUCAGUCCAUUGUUCUACAAUCUAGAAAAGGUCAUAAACCCAUAUGGGUGUACAAUUUUGAUUAUAAAGGAAGAUUUACAUAUGGCGACUUAUUUGCAGCUACACCAAAUAACAUAAAUUUCAAGUGGGGUGUUAGUCACUGCGACGAUUUACUAUACCUUUUUAGAUCACCAGCACUUUUUCCAGAUUUAGACGAAGCCAUGGAUCUUCAUAUGAGUGAUAGUUUGUUAGCAUUAUGGACAAAUUUUAUUAUUUAUGGAGACCCAGACCCACUCCAAGUAAUUAAAUGGAGAAGUCAAUCACUAGAUAAUACAGAUCACGUUAAAAACAUAGAUUUAAUUGUUUUAAACAUAACAGGAAGUUAUGAUACCAACAUUAUAGAAUACAAAAUUCAAAAUGGUUUUAAUGCAGAGAGAAUACAAUUUUGGAUUCACCAAAACUUAGCUGAAAACUUCCCAGAACUGAGUUGAUUUAAUUUAUUAAGCAUUUUUUUAAUAUAAAACUAUUUUAAUAAAACUUCCUUACAAUUAUUACAAAGAGUAUCUUUACAAUCCAUGUAAUAUUGUAACGAAGCGAAUAUUUUCGCGGGCAGGAAACCGGGACGCAUAGCGAGAGAAUCGGGGACGAAUCCGCGAUCGCCGCGCCGAAAACGAACGGCACUUCCCACUUCGCGAUAAAGCAUAAGCAUAAAGGUGAAAAAAAGGAAAAUCUGUGAAAUUUGAUGUGGAAGUUGAAAAGCGCAGAACCCAAAGUUGAGACCGACCACCGUAAGUACCGUUUUGGGUUUUCUGCCUGUCUGCGAACCGUUUUUGACUCGCCAUCCCCGAGCGAAAAACCCUACCGCCGUCACCACUUCUUUCUAUAAACCGUUGAGCACGCUUCGUUUUCCGUCGCCGCGCUCCCCUCCCAUGUCGCUGUACCGGCCCUGCGCGACUUCCCGUUCCGAAGUUGCCGCCCCCAAGACCAGGAACUCGUCCUGAAGGAAGCCGCCGUCCAGGAGGGAACGGCCGUGUCGGACAUCUUGUUCUUUUUUUUUUGUUUGUUAAACCGAAUUGUAAUUGUAUUUUUUCAAAAAGGCAGCGCAAAAAAUAUUGUAUGAUACUCGUGUGAAAACUCCAUUGCAUUACUCACCUACAUACAGCGCUCGAUUGCGUCUCGCGCCGUAUUCCCAUUCGUAAAGCAAUGGACCGUUUUCAACACUUGUAACAUAAAUACGUAACUAUUAAGAUUAGCCGUAAUUUUAACCGUGUAGCUGGUGGCAGAGAAUAGAAACUCGAUUUAUUAUUAGAAAAA
This is a messenger RNA of Zophobas morio, 3028 nucleotides long. RefSeq names its product juvenile hormone esterase-like (gene Tcjhe). Gene Ontology annotation, molecular function: serine hydrolase activity. The transcript has 11 exons. Bases 451 to 2205 code for a protein of 584 amino acids. NCBI's taxonomy places the organism in Eukaryota, Metazoa, Arthropoda, Insecta, Coleoptera, Tenebrionidae. The record is from RefSeq and is a predicted model, not a curated record.